AUGGGCAGCCUGCUGGACAAACCUGUGAAGGAGAAAGGGAUAGAGACAGGAGGCGAUGAGCGGAUGGAAUGGGUAACAGCAGAGAUGCAAGGCUGGAGACCAGAUAUGGAGGACGAACACAUCGCAAACUCCAAUGUUGGAGAAGAGAUGCUUGGUUUGCCGGUUGUGGCGUUUAUUGCGUCUUUGACGGUCACGGUAGACCCGCAGGUCAUGUUUGGCAUGCAGGCAAGACCCAAAAAGGCUUCUUUCCACCGGAUGGAUGACCUACUGCGUGAACCAGCCAAUGCCAAGGCGUGUGUGCGGGUGGAUCUGGGUACCUUUGCAAUGAGAGGCACUGGCGCGCUUUAUGGGGAAGGUCCCCACGGGAAAGGUGGUCUAAGCGACGUAGAGCAGAGCGAGAUGAAGGAGUCCUUCAUGAAGUUGCAGAAGCUUAAGCAAGCAGAGAAGGGAGACGAGUUUGUUCCCGACACCGUGGGCUGCACGGCCGUAUGCGUUGUGGUGCGGAAGCAGGACUUGGCUCCAAUGCCGCAGGGAGACGUCAUCACAGCCAACGCUGGGGACAGCAGAGCGGUCAUGUGCCGAGCUGGCCAAGCCCUUGAGCUGUCGUACGACCACAAGCCCGCCUCUGAGACGGAGAAGAGCCGCAUCGAGGCGGCAGGCGGCACCGUAGAGGACAAUCAGGGCGUUGCGCGUGUCAACGGAAACUUGAACCUGAGCCGCGCCAUCGGUGAUCUCGAGUACAAGAAGCGCGAGGAUCUGCCUCCUCAGGAGCAAGUGAUCUGUUCCACUCCUGAUGUGGUGAUUCGGGAGCUCACGCCGGAAGAUGAGUUCAUUGUUCUGGCGUGCGAUGGCAUUUGGGACGUCAUGUCCAACCAGGACAUCUGCGACUUUGUGAAACCACGUCUUGAGAAAGGCUUGGAGAUGAAGGUUAUCUCGGAGGAACUCUUGGAGCAUUGCUGCUCAGAGGACCCCAGCAAGACCCAGGGCCUGGGCACCGAUAACAUGACCGUCGUCAUCGUGAAGCUGAAGGAGUCUUCGACAUGGAGUCCGGCUAGUGCCUAG
This is a messenger RNA of Symbiodinium pilosum, 1062 nucleotides long. The record is from the annotation of a GenBank genome assembly. Lineage: Eukaryota; Dinophyceae; Suessiales; Symbiodiniaceae.